AUGACUGAGGAAAUUCACCUUGUACAAAGAUUGCUAAAGCAAUAUAUAAAGAGGAAGAGAGAUCUUCACAUGGUGUUUAUUGACUUGGAAAAGGCGUAUGAAAAGGUCCCUAGGGAUGUUCUUUGGAGAUGCUUGGAGGCAAGAGGGGUUCCUAUAGCAUAUAUUAGAGUGAUUAAUGAUAUGUAUGAGGGGGAGAAGUCUCGAGUAAGGACGGUGGGAAGAGAUUCUGAGAACUUUUCGGUCUUGACAGGUUUACAUCAAGAAUCGGCUCUUAGUCUGUUCUUAUUUGCUGUGGUGAUGGAUGUGCUGAUGUGGAGUUUACAAGGCGAGGUCAUAACCCCUCUUUUCUAA
This is a messenger RNA of Capsicum annuum, 351 nucleotides long. RefSeq lists its product as uncharacterized. The transcript has 2 exons. NCBI's taxonomy places the organism in Eukaryota, Viridiplantae, Streptophyta, Magnoliopsida, Solanales, Solanaceae. The coding region runs from base 1 to 351 and encodes 116 amino acids. The record is from RefSeq and is a predicted model, not a curated record.